GUCAAAGCGUCUGCGUGAACGUUCAGUGGUUUCAGUCUGUGAUGAUGAGGAUGAACGUCUACAUGUGUCUGUCAGCCUUCAUCCUGAGCUGCAGAGUCUGUGCAGAGGAGGUUCAUAUGGCUGUAAUGGAAACGAGCUCAGUGUCUUUACCUUGUUCUUACAUCAUGGACAACAGUAUGACCUGGACUAAACUGGUUGAUGGGCGGUUGGAUUUUCUAGUUUCAGUCACUGGUGACGAAGAACGAAGAGAAAAUGACCCAGGGGAACGAUUUAGUUCAGUGGGAUAUAAUUCACUGCACAUUAACAGAGUUUAUUUAUCAGACAGUGGAAAAUACAUGUGUAACAACCAUUGGUCAGUGGAGCUGACGGUGAUCCCAACAGGAACCUUCAUCCAACAUGCUAGAAAAGGGACCAGUGUCACUCUGACAUGUCCUCAUGUUACUGGUUCAUAUGAUCUAAUAUGGAGAAGAGAGUCUGAUGGAUGGGGUCUACAUCCUGGUCUGACUCUGACUCUGACAGACCUUAGACUGUCUGAUUCUGGACUGUUCAGCUGUGAUGGAAAACCUGCUGUGUAUCUGAAUGUGACCACAGGUGAUGAUGAAGCACCGCCCACAACAACAGACACAAAAAUGACAAGUACGUCUGCAACAACAGCAACAACACAGACGAAAACUACAUCCAAGACAAACAACAGCAAAAAGGGCACGAAACCAGAGAAAAAAGGAGGCAAAAAGACUAAACCUACGAAAAAACCUGAAGUAAAACCAACGACAACUGCUUCAAUAACAGUGACCAAAGGAGGCAGCGACAAGAUUACUCCUCCAAGUCCAUCUGUGCCACGACCAACCAACAGUCCAAAAACACCGAUUAAAUCGACACCAAGAAUGGUGACUGCAUCGACACAAACCAAAGACGAUGCUCCUGAACAUCUUCCACCACAUUUCGGUUUGGUUUAUAGAGUCAUGUUGGUGUCCGUCCUCGUCUUCUUCGUCCUUUGCUGCAGUUUUAGACUCUGGUUUAUAAAACGAGGUGUAAAAAGAUCCAGAGAAGGAACAACAGAGUAUGACACUGUUAAUAUUACAGGUGACGCUGCUGAAAAUGAUUCCAUGGAUGACGACAUCACUGAUCUUCAUAUCAGUGAAAACAUGACCGACACCAUCUGAGUUUUUGUCAUCUUUUCCUCUCACGUCAUAUGAAACUUAUUUCGAUGUUUCUAUAGAUUCACUGUGGUCUUUAUCAGCUCGUUACUUCAGCUUUGAGUGAUAUUUAGUGUUUUUUCUCUGCAGUAAAACUUCACCGCAGCAGCUUUGAAAUAAAAAUGACUUUAUGGAUGAUGUGGUUUUUAUCACAACCUCGUGUUUCUGUAAAAAGUCCAAGUGUAGAAAUCUGAAUUAAAGUAAAACAAAACCAUCGAAGAUGUUUUUCCUGAUCAAACAUCACAGAGUCUGAACAGUUCGCUCUAGUUUAUACUUUUGUAAAUAGAAAAGAAUGUUUUUAAACUUUA
This is a messenger RNA of Sphaeramia orbicularis (orbiculate cardinalfish), 1504 nucleotides long. RefSeq lists its product as uncharacterized. The record is from RefSeq and is a predicted model, not a curated record. Gene Ontology annotation, biological process: T cell activation; positive regulation of ERK1 and ERK2 cascade; interleukin-15-mediated signaling pathway. The transcript has 9 exons. Gene Ontology annotation, molecular function: protein tyrosine kinase binding; MHC class II protein binding. Bases 42 to 1163 code for a protein of 373 amino acids. Gene Ontology annotation, cellular component: external side of plasma membrane; membrane raft. Lineage: Eukaryota; Metazoa; Chordata; Actinopteri; Kurtiformes; Apogonidae.